AUGAAGGAAAAUAAUUCGAAGAAGCCUGCAACUUCCGGCUGGAAAUUUGUUCUUGUUUCGGUCUUUUUUGCAGUUCUGGCGGUGGUUGUUUAUCGAGUGGUGAUUACUCCAGUUUUGCUGAACAGAUCACUUCUUGGAAAAAACAGGGAGACAGCGCGGUACUUUGAAAAUGGCGUUGUAGACGAAGAGGUACUGAGUUUGUUUGUAACGUAUGAUCAGAAUUUGGAUGGCGCGCUGGAUUUGUCAGAGUUUGUUGAAGUUGCAAACAGAAUUUUGGAUCGAAAGGUACGCAUCUGACAGUUGAUUAUUAAUAGUUUCUAUUACACUAAUUAGAGGCGUUUGUGUGUGCCACCGUGCCUUAAAAGGGUAGAAAAUUACAGUAAUUCAUUCUUGCAUCAUUAAGUUCAUUAGAUUUCAAGUCAAUCAAACUUGAUAGGCGAGGAGAGCUAAUUAACAUUUGAAUGCAAUAGACCAUUUCGGAGUUCCAAAAAUUCUCACUUUCAAAUUAUAGAUUAGUGCGAAACCUUUCUUGUGAAAAUGAGUUUUAUUUGCUUGAGAAUGAAAAUCAUCUUUGCAUUUAGCCUUGCUUUCAAACAGAGGCGUGGAGCAACUCAGAAACGGCCUUUUUUCGGUGGAGUUGCACCUUUUUCUCGGCAAUAAAAAUGGAAAAGAUUGACCUGUUUCAUUUGAUGUGAAGGUUUGGAUGUCCAGCACUUACAGCUCAAAAUGAUUUAAAAAGCUUCAAUCAGGAUAAAACAUUUUAAUACUUAAAUCUUUCUCCGCUGGAGUCUUGCAGUUGUGUUGCAAUUUUCAAAUUAGUCUUUUGACAGUGGAGACAAGAAUAAAACAGCUGUUACAGUCAUAAACGUAAAAUUAAAGACUCAAACAAAUUACACCUUUUUUUACAGCGGUGUUUUAAAUUAUUUUUUUCUUCUGUAAUCACACUGUAUUCUUCUGUACAAAUUUAAGGUAGUGGAUGGUCCUGGUAAACCUGUGGAUCCAAAUUCUAAUGUUCCUGAGCCAGAACCUCACGACGGUAACAGGGAACAGCUCACACUUUUUUCUAACUUUACCCCCUUGGUACUCUCAACAAUGACCAAAUAUAGUACAUCAGAUGAAUCCUAUACUGUGAGUAUAAGUACAUGUACAUGUAUAGCCUGCGGCCUGAAAAAAAAAAAAAUAAUAACCAGCACCUGCUAUGCUGGCUAGUGUAUGUAUGACUGAGUGGGUGCUGAAGACGUUUUAUGAGGUAUUGUUGUGCCUUGUCAAAAUGUGCUUGCCUUGUGUUUUAAGCAGUUUUCAUACUGGACAGUAAAUUUCCCUGUGUAUUUCGCGCUACGUAUCAUGAAUAAUUCUUUCACUCUUAAUAAUAUGGCUCCUUCUGUUCUUCUGGGCCAAGCUUUUAGUUGAAUUUUUGGUUGAUUAAUAUUAAUACAGAAAUUUUAAAAUACCAGAAGUACAAUGUUUUAUCAACUGAAGAUUUGACUACAGGCAUUUUAUUACUAUAUAGUUUCGUACUGCAUAAUGGCGUACCACUCUUCAGAUAAAAUAGCCUAAUGGAUUUAAAUGAUACAUGCAACCUCUUAACUUUAGGCAAUGGCUUUGUUUCUUUUAUAGGGCAAUGAAAAUCAAUUGGAAGGCCUCAAGUCAUGGACAAGUGCCUCUGCUUCCAUGGCAACAUUUCCAGUGAAUAGAUUUGUAGCCUUUUUACCUCAUGGAACACAAUCACCAAACUUGGGGCAACCCUGGUUCAUUGUGGAGUCCAGGAUUGAUAAAAUGGGUAAGAUAAUAUAUAGCCUGAGAAAAUGACCAACAUUUCACGAAACCACUCGUGGUUUUCCUGCAAAAUAAUGUCUGCAAAACAGGUGCAGAAAUUCCAGACUGAUGGUGCAUACUAGCCAGAUCUGGGAAGAGCUUCUUAUUGGUUAGGAAUUUGCUUCACCCAAUCAGAAGCACUACCCAGAUCUGGGUAGUGACACCUCAUCAGUAUGGAAUUUCUGCACUCAUUUCUCAGAUGUCAUUUCAUGAGGAAACCACAAUAUGUCUGGUGUUUUCUCUCGCUAAAGAUGAUACUGUAAUAUAGAGGAGUUGAAAAAGAAAAGGUAUUGGUCUUAAACUGAAUCCACUUUCAUCACACACUUCAUUUUGACAAUUAUGCAUAUUAUUAUUUUUUUGGUUGUGUGUGUUGAGGCUCUAUUUUUCUGAAUAUUUAACAACUGAACAUGUUUCAAAACAAAAUUAAUGUAGCAAAUGGAGAUCGAAAAAUCAAUUUAAGUAAACGGCUGGUAAGCCUUUUAUGAUGAGGUUGACAGAAUGCAAAGCCAGUGAACAAAUUGUAGUUUAGCAAUAUUUGAUAUAUGCACCCCAUAUUUAGUACUGAAUAUGACAUGUGACCAUCUUUUUUAAUUUUCUUUGUAUGCUUUUUACUUUAGGUCCAGGUCUAACCAGUGAUCGAUAUUAUCCUCCUCUUAUAAAAGGCAGACUGGCGAUUAUCUACAGACUUCUUGCUAUGUUUCAUCCACGCCCGUUUCUUCUGACCAGAUUUGGCCCACAGGGAACUGUAGCUUGCAUUCGAGCAGAGAACAAAGAUUACUUGGAUAUCAUUUUCAGGUCUUUAUCACGUUAAUUUUUUGUAUAUACUGUACGCAAAUGGUAAAUUCAGCCAAGGGAUUUUUAUGCCAAUUCCUUAUUUCAUUUUAGCCCCCUUGUAAUUUAGCAGUCCGCAGAACACUAAAAACCAAAGUAAUAUUAACGGUCUUUUCGUGAACGCAUUCCUCCAAGCAAAGGCUCCAACGCCAAGCUUGGGUUGACAAAAUACAGUGAUUUUACUGCAGAUGUCCACCCAAGCCUGAAUCCCAUUUUAUAUUGAUUGCUUACUUAACUGGAAUGUGUGAAUAGAUAUAUGGUGUUUCAUGAAAGCCCGUCAAAAGAUGGUUUCAUUUAAAUGUUCACAAUAGAGCGUAUCAAGAAGGACUCAGAAGCAAAAAGGGGGCAAGGGUGGCUCAGUGGUGAGUGCACUUGCCUCCCACCAGUGUGGCCCGGGUUCGAGUCCUGGCGUCAUAUGUGGGUUGAGAUUGUUGUUGGUUCUCUGCAUUGCUCCGAGAGGUUUUUCUCCGGGUACGCCGGUUUUCCCCUCUCCUCAAAAACCAGCAUUUCCAAAUUCCAAUUCGACCAGGAAUCGGGUAGAUGAAGAACCACCUAGUGGAAGCGCUACCUCUAAAUCGUUAUUUACUUUAUUUAAAAAGUACAUUUCUAUUUCACUAAGGGGAAUGAAGAGGUGUAAAAUGCAUAAUUUGCUUUCUGGGGUUAAUUAUCAUAAAAAUGCAUAAUAGUAGUAAAAGGCUUUAACUUAGGACCUAACCAAUCAGCGGACCUUGCAUCUCAUUAAAAUUUGAAUAGACCAAUCAAAAAGUGAGACGCGUCAACUUGUCUUUUGCUUCAACGUUGGUAAGUGUAGAGCCAGUUGGCCACAAGAUUCUGUAUUUGUGGCCUUUAAGGACCUCAGUGGAAGCACAUUACCUUGAAAGCAAAGAGAUCCCCACUUUUGGUCCGGUAGACUAAAAAGGAAAACCCAUCGCAUUUGAAUCGUUGGAAAUGGCAGGGUUCUAAUGAAGGCAACAUUUUUACUCUUUGUCGUUGGGAUGGCCUUUUUGUGCGGUGUUUUUUAAUCUUACCUCUUUAGAUCAGACUGCUUAGAUAUCGGAAUUUUAGGUCAAUCCUCUAAUGAUAAAAAGUAACAAUAGAAAAGAAAACUAGAAAAGCGUUGUCUCGAGUCCAAAAUUAGGCACUGGCACUCGAAGGAGUGGGGGUUGUGGAGAGUUUUGAAUAAGAAAACCAUGCAACUUUAUGAACCCAUUCUGUUGUUCUUGUUGUUUUUUCAUUGCCGGCCGUCCGCGGACCAACCCCAGGGCUCGCAUAGUCUUGAAAAGUCCUUGAAUUUUAGGGGAAGUCCUUGAAACGUCCUUGAAUUUUCUUCAUCUUUGAAAGUACUGGCCUGGAAAGUGUUUUUUAAUGCUUUUUGGUUGCCCAAGACAGAAUAUAAAUGAUAGCCCAGACAAGUUAUAGAUGAUUUUCAUAAAGCGUUUUGUGUUUAAUGCGGCAAGAAUUAACUAUCAAUUUAAGAUAAGUGAACUGAAAAAUGUGGCGAAACUGGUGGAGCAAACAGUUCAGCCUCAACGUCCUGUCAGCUUAUGGCGCUUUCCAUUUGUCAGAACUGACCGGCCAGAUCAUUCCCAUCGUAAUGAGAAUUUCAUUUUUUAAUAAAAACUAUUCAGCUAGAUCAGUCGAAUUCUGAAUAGUAUUCACGAAGGAGAUGGUUUUUCAGCAAAAACUCUUUGGAAAAAGCCGAUUUCAUUUGCUAGCUGACUGGUCCGGCCGGCCAGUUCCGACCAGUGGAAAGCGCCCUUAGACUGGAAAUGUAUAUUUAUCUACAAAUCUGUGACUUACGUUCCUGGUAGGUUGUCCUUAAAAAUCGAAUGAGGUUCUUGAAAAGUGCUUGAAAUUUUCUUAAAAAAUGGCUGCAAUUUUUUGUUUGAACCCUGUAUCAGGGUUUAACCUGAAUCAACAAAGUGAAGGCAAACCAAACACAUGCUCAUGACAGGACAGGAAAUUCGACCAGAUAUCAGCAUCACUGUUUUAACUGAAGGAGAACUGAACGCAUAUUUUUUGUCUCUUGUAAGAAAUCCUUUAAUACAUAAAGGACUUUCUUUACUUGCUAAUAAAACUUGCUGAUUCUUUCUGAUGUGAUAUUCUGUUGAGCUUUAGAUCAAUCUUGGCGAUUUAAUACCGACGAACGCUACUUCAAUAUAUAAGGAUUGAAAAAUUGCGUUGAAUUACGUUGAAUUAUUUGAAGCGUCAGUGAAAGUGAUUUUUUUUGUCCGAAGCUACAAACGUCAGUUUAACUUUCACAUGACGGUUGAGCUUGCAACCUAGUCUGAACACGGUUUUCUAAGGGAUAUGGUGAAAAGAAAAACCUCACUGUUUCAUUUUCACCGAUUAUCUGCAGCAGACUUUAAUAUGCAAGAUUUUUUUAAUGCAAAGUGAAAGUUUCUUACAUCUAAACCGCUGGCUGAAAGAACCGUAGUGUCUAUUAACGACUUCCGCUUUCUUGGAGUGCGUUGGGUUGUAUCUACAUUUUUUUCGUCGACUAAAUCUCGGCAUUACAAUUACAAGCUGCUUCUUCCGUAAAAAGGUAAGCAAUCAAUACCAAUUAGGACCACAAUCUAUGAUCCGAAGGUUCAAAUUUGUUUGUAUAGGUCCAUGUAACUCUAUUUACUAAGGUAGUCCUAAUACCACAAGGUGUAGCCAUAUCGUAUGGGUGAGUGAUGGCUAGGAAUAUCAUCGAUGGAACCAUAUCAUUAUUUCAGUAUACUCUAUUGGUAACAAACCUAUACGGGCGUGGGGAAUGGCGCCGAUCUUAAAACCUCGGAAUCGAUUCUGACGAGUCUUUAUAACUUGUCGUUUUUGUGUGUUACAGUCUGUUUUAAGUGUUGACCUCUUCUGCGAAGUCCGUCUUGGAUUUUCAGUCAGACAAUUAAAGGGUCUCGUUGUCACGACAAGACUCGGAUUUUACCUUUCGGCACUCCUCUGUAGGAGUAUACUACUUAGCCUAUAGACAGGCUGUAACAAAACUGUUCAGUCAUUUUGUCUUCAAACUUUAGCACUGAACACAUUUUCAGUUUCCAAACUUAUCACGGCUGACUAACAACAAACAAAAGCUUUCACAUUCUCGUUUAGCAGUUGAGUAGGCGCUUUUGAUGUGGAACUUUCAUCGUAAUUUGCGCGGGGUAAGCACGUUGUAGUCGACCGAAAGUGAAUUCGAACCACAGUGAUGUCCGAGCCAGAGUUACGGCACCCAUGUAUCACCACCCAUAAAUAUAACUACAACUAAAAUUAUAAUUCACCCUCGAUUUAAGUACGAAAAUAGCAGCUUUAAAGACGUAAAGCGAAAUUAACAACAUACACGUUGUACUGAGGAUGAUUAUGGUAACAGUUAUGAUGCACAUUUCGAACAAGAGAGAAUGAUCUAGCUCAUUCUCUCUUGUUUCGAACGAUUUGAUCUCGCACGAGUUCCUUUGUUCCAUGCUCUAGUUACCUACCAACCUAACAAUAAUCUCGUAUUUCUUUGUGCACUGUUAAGAGAAUGGAAAUACCACACGAUGUCUUGGUCACGUUUGUCGAAGAGUACAGAAGAUUCUUUCGAUAUUCCUUGAUGGAAGCUUGUCAGGUACUGGGCCUUGAAUGCCAGAAGAAAUCGCGACUUAAGGAAGCUGUACAAUACUUUGAAACAUUUCUUUACGUCGCAAAACAGGUCGGAGGAAAAUGCGAGGCCGAAGCUCUUGGCAUGCUUGGAACAUGUCUCAUGAAUAUGGGACGAUUCGAUAAGGCCAUGCUUCAUCUUAAAGCAUUAGCGGACUCGGCGAAACAGCGUGGUGAUAAAGAUGACGAGGCACAAGCUUGUCUUCACCUAGGUAGUUGUUACAGUUACCUAGGACAGCACAAAAAGGCCAUAAAUAAUUUUGUGAGCGGUAUAUUAACUUUACAAAGGAUAGCGAGAAUGAAACAAUGAAACAGUGUGAAGGACGCGCCCACCUCACAAUUGGUAACAGCUAUCAUGCUCUUGGACAACUUGAACAGGCUUUUGGUCAUUAUGAAGCAAGUCUAAACAUUGCAAAGGAGUUUGAGGACAAGCGAUUGGAAGGAAUGGCUUACUGUUCCCUUGGCCAUGUUUAUCUAAAGCUUGCAAACUACGAGGAGGCAUUAAAUCAUUAUGAAAAAAGCACUGCCAUUGCAAAGGAGAUUGGAGACAAAACAGAUGAAGUAAUUGCUUCUUAUUGUGUUGGCAAUUGCUUUUUCAAACUUGAACAAUAUGAAAAGGCGGUUGAUCAUCUUCAAGCGUGUUCUAAGAUGGCAGAGCAGAGUGGAGACAAUCUUACUUCGGCGAAGGCCAACGAUGUGCUUGGAAACUGCUAUUUGUUCGGCCUCGAUCAGUACGAAAAAGCAGAAUAUCACCUGAAACGUGCUGUUCUGUUCGACCAGGAACUCUUUGAUAGCGUACCGAUGCAGGACUCCUACAAGGUUUCAAUUUGUGAACACUUUAUCGGUGCCUACAGAACGUUGGCCUUGGUUUUCUUGUUACAAAACAAAGUGGAAGAAGGUCUUCUAGUAGCGGAAAAAGGACGUUCAAGAGCUUUGGCUGAGCUAAUGACUACCAAUUAUUCUCUCCAAAACUCGGAAGCUACCGAAGCUAGGUCUUUGAGUCUGUCAGAAAUCCGUGAGGUAGUCAAGCUUUUAGAUACACCGUUGGUCUUUUUCUCUUUACUGGAAGAGAGCGACACCGGCAUUAUUUGGUCAUGGACCAUAAAACCAAAUGGAGAAAUCAAUCAUAUGCCUUGUGGCAUAGUUUCAGAGGAAGCCACUUUGAGUGAUGCGCCAGCAACUCAGGCAUCUCUUACUGUCAAGAGAACCAAUUUAAUGUCAUUACUCGAUGAAACUCGACAAAUGCUGAAAGGCCGUGGUAGUGAGGAAUACGAAGAUCGUUCCUUGUCCUUCCUUUACCCAGAUAAUCCUGUCAGAUGUGCGAGUAACCGACUAAAUGAAGAUGAGGAAGAUCAAGAAAAAAUACAAAACUAUGAAGAGAAACAAAGGGAAGCGCUCGGAAGAUUGUACAAGAUUAUCUGCCCUCGCCUUCAGGAGCGCACAGGAGGCUCCCAAGUUGUUAUUGUAAGCGAUGGUCCACUUCAUCUUAUCCCAUUUGCUGCCUUGAUAGAUGAAAAUGGACGCUACCUUGCAGAGUCCUUACAAAUGCGACAUGUUCCUUCUCUGGCAGCUGCAAAGUUGAUAAUGGAGCACCGAGUAGAUUUGAAGGGUGGCACAAUUCCCUUGAUAGUGGGAGAUCCGGCGAUACCGAAACGUCGGCUGCCUUGCGCCAAAGAGGAGGCAUUGAUGAUCAGCAAGCUGUUGGGUGUGGAGCCCCUAAUAGGAGAAAAUGCAACCAAAGAAAAGGUUCUUCAAAGUCUUGAAAAAGCGAAAUUGAUUCACAUCGCUGCACAUGGCGAUAUGGAGCGAGGAGAGAUCCUGCUAGCUUCAAAUCCCGGCAGCAAAGGAGAGAAAGAAGAUUACAUGCUGAUGUUGUCAGAUCUGGAGGGGAAGCCCUUGAGGGCAAGUCUGGUUGUACUCAGUUGCUGUCAUAGUGCUGAAGGCGAGGUGAAAGCAGAUGGAGUCAUCGGAAUUGCUCGUGCAUUCAUCGGAGCUGGCGCUCGUUCAGUUCUCGUGGCUCUCUGGGCGAUUAGUGAUGAAGGUACGCUUUACUUCAUGAACGCUUUUUACCAACAUUUCAGUCGCGGUCUGAAAGCUAGUGAAUGCCUGAAUAAAGCCAUGGAGGUGAUGAGAAAUUCCACAAAGUUUUGUGAUCCUCAUUUCUGGGCGCCAUUUAUUCUCAUUGGAGAUGAUGUGACUCUGCCUUCGUAGUAUUUAACAAACAUGCUAGUGUUCAGCCACCAAGCUGUGUGGCAAGGUGUCUGCUUUACAGAAGUCGCCUGUCACUAAAAAAAACAUUGAUUAUCAUGACUUCCUGUUCAAGUCAUUGCCAUGUUUGAACAUCUGCUAAUUGGUGUUUGUAUAUAUGUUUUUUGUAUGAUCUCUAGUGAGCUGUACUGACAAAGACACAUUUUAGACAGACUGAUGCAAUAGCAAUACAAUAGAAUAAUAAUUUGCACAAUUGGCAAUCGGCUUUUGUUUUAAGAGUUAGCAAACACUGAAAUUACUUGUCCCGAAAAUUCGAACUGGUGGCUCUUUCUACCACAUAACAAUUUGUUUUUGAAAUUCCAAGUCAAUUUCACAACUGAAUUUUGAGCUACUUUUAGUUACGGACUUCUGCUCCAACGAUUUCUCUGAAAUUUCUCUGGCAUAUUUAUUAUGUCAAUAAGAGCCGAUAACAGAAAUUUCAGUUAAAAAUAUCACUUUAAUUUUUUACUAGACGCGAUUUUCUUUGAUCAGUAGGGUCCUUUUAAGCGCUAAUUUCGUAAAAAAAUAUUUAGCAUCAAUGACAUCGGAAUAUUUUUAACUAUUGCCAAAUGAUAUCUGUUGUUCUUUUCAAAGUUUCGCAGCCAUCGCGUUAUAAACAGGUAUAUGACGGUAAGUUCGUCCGAGCAAAAUGCGCCUAUAUUAAUGACGGAGCCACCUUAAGUGAGCCUAAGCUAAGUAUGUUUCUAAACUAGUGAAGGUAAACGGAGCUUGAGCGUUGCGCAAGUGUCAGAACUAAAUAUAAUCGUUCUUUAAAAUAUACGUUUGGUUGAAGUCAAUUAAAAGAAAUAGUUGAACAAGAUUUCUAAACUUUUUUUGGUAAAACGUUAAAAGAAGCUUGCAAUUGAGCGUUGCACAAGUUUUAUAUUAGAACUAAAUAGACUUGUGCCGCAAAUUAAACUGUUGGUUGGAGUGAAAUAAAAGAAUUUUGCAGUUGAACAAGACUUCUAAAAUUCUUUUCUAAAGACUCCUAGUCCCCCUUUUUAUCGAUAAGUGAAAAGACGUAAAUGAGUAAAACUCUGCGAUAAAGUGUCAAUAAUGUUCCCAUGUGAUGCGUUCUUUCUAUCAGCAUUGCAGCAAAAUUCUGUAUUGACACCCCCUUUGCCGGUGGGGCUAUUCAGAAAAUAUUGUAUGAUUUAUAAUUGUAAUUGAACUGAGUGGAGUACGGUUUGGUCUGAAAUUAUACGCGUGAUUAUAAAAUCGGACGAGCGCGCAGGGCGAGUUCGAUUUGAAAUCACAAGUAUGAUUUCAGACCAAAAUUGCACGACCCGAUUUACCAUUAUAACUCACACUGCUGAGAGCCGAUCAGAUUUCAAGGAUCACCAGUGAUUUCAAAAUAUAUGGAUAUAAUAAAACGGUUCGUCACAAGAAAGCCAGCCCAGUGACAAGGAGGGAACGUGGUGCCUUCGUGAGAUUUACAGGGGCGUUUGAAAUGAGUUUAAGGCAUGCAUGAAAUCCGGUACUCUUUGCGCUUGUUUCUUUGAGUCCAAUAAAUUGUUUAUCAAACACUACUUCUGGUAGCUGACCCACUCUUCGAUGGUUGUCAUUAAAGAAACGUUCGUGUCGUGGAAGCAAGGUAUCAUUGUCGUUACUCUUACGUGGAGAUUACUGCAUAGAGGAAAUCUUUGUUUCACGCUAAAAUGCAUCUAACGCCCUUUAAAAUGGGAGAGGCAUGAAGUCGUGGCUGGGAUCAAGAUGGAAUUGAAAAUACGGGCUCAUGAUUGGUUCAUGCCACUGUUAAUGAGAUGCAUCGUGCUCUGUCACGUGUAGAUAAAGUUUAAAAUGAAUUAAGUGGUCAAAUUUGUGUUUACCUAAUUUAAUUCUCAGUGCAUUUUGCCAAAGACUAAAUGAAUGUUCACCUUGAGACAGAUGACAUUACUCGGGCAAAUAACGUGUCUUUUAUGCAAUCGUGUUGGCUUCUCUUCGAGUAUUUUUGUCAGGGCCAUUUUCUUUAGAUUCAAGAAAUUCGCUCUCAAUACCAUGAUGUUUAAACCAAACAGGAUCCACGCAGAAUUUCAACUGAAUGAGCCUCCUCUGCUGCCAUUCUGGUUCACUCCUGGGCAGUUCUUAGGAAAUAUUGUGAUCCAAAAAGAUGGUAGCCAUGUGCAUUCCUUCCAUUUAGCAGUUCCAAACAACAGAAGCCUCAAUGUGGGUGAGUAUAGUCUUGUUCUUAUAUUAACUUAAACAGCAUUAAACGAAAUACAGAAUGAAAUACCUUUAAAUACCUUUGAAUUUUGGAAUUUGUAGAGAGACAUUCGUGGCUGUGACGAUGGGCAUUCAAACUUCCAAGUUUUGUCGACAAUGUUGCACAACAUGUUUCCAAGCCCUACAUUUGUGGCGUUUCUCAUUCGUACAAUUCACUGCCGUUGUUUACCCCCCUAAAUUUUGCGUAGGCAUUGUCUUCAAUUUCUGUUCGGCCGGCUGUGAUACCCAGUACUGAGGAAAUUGGAAACAAUGCUUAUGUAAGGCUCGAAAAUGAAACUCUAAUUCCAGUUUGUCCUUUGGGCAACUAACUCUCAUAUUCUGCUUUCCCGGGAUCACUUCGCCUGAUCAUUUUGUGAAUGAUUUGGUUUGAAGAUGUCUCGCUUGAACCCUUGUAGCCUGCGAACAGCAGACGCAUUUCCGGUCGUCGCUUCUCUUCCUCCGGGAGAGAAGCGACGACCGGAAAUACGUCUACUGUUCGCAGACUAGAACCCUUCCCCUUUUGGCAAGUAAGCUUUAAAAGUGCCCAGCAAGAAGAAAGGAUUAAUUUAGGUUUCUGAGAAACUUCACACAUAUCCCUCCCUUAAGCCAACAUUUUGCCCUAAGUGAGAAGUAAGUGUUAAUAUGUUAUCUUAGGGGAGGGGUAGGUGGGUAGCUUCCCCAGAAACCUAAAUUGAUCCAAGAUCUACUCGUCACGGACUACUGGACGGGACUUUUUUUAGCGGGGAACGGGGAGCAAGUUGUAUCAUGGGCAAUGUGUAAAUGGUGAAUCAUAAUUUGAAUUGAAAAAUUCAAAUUCAAUUAUAUUCUUGUGUUUACUUCUGUUACAGAUAUGGAAUGGCUGAUUCCUGAAGGGGCAAACGAUGAGGACAGAGGUUAGUCUAUAAUCAAUAUUAUAUACACUCGACUCUACAAUGCGGAAACCGACACCUGUCAACCAUUGAGCAUGUCGAGCAAACCAUAGUUGCUUUUUAUAACCCAUCUGCACCUCAAAAUUCUUUCAAUUUUUUCUUUGUUUUCAUGGUAUUUUUUGUUUGCAUGAAACCUUUGCACGGCCAGAGACGAAAAUUAGACGAUUAACAAAGCACCAAAAAUAAUAGCCUGAGAAAACAGCCGACGUUCGGCGACGCUACCACUGGUUUCCCCGCCAAAUGACGUCUGAGAAACGAGCGCAGAAAUUCCAUACUGAUGACUCGCCGCUACCCAGAUCGAGGUAGUGCUUCUGAUUGGUUGAAUCAAAUUUCCCGCGCGGCACGACCAAUCAGAAGCACUACCCAGAUCUGGGUAGUGACUUGUCAUCAGUAUGAAAUUUCUGCGCUCGUUUCUCAGACGUCAUUUGGCGGGGAACCAGUGGUAGCAUCGCCAAAUGUCGGCUGUUUUCUCAGGGGACAAAAAUAAGCUAUUCAGUGGCCUACAUCCCUUAAGGAGGGUAAGCUCAAAGAAAUGAUCUAAUUACUAUUGGUUCAUUUGUACUUUUGUCAUGUCUUUGUUAGCUGAAGGUGACAAAGAAAGCAGAGAUCAAGAGGGCAACAUGGAGGUAGACAUUGGUCAGUGAAUUACUGUCAGUGAAGCUUUUUCUUUGAAUGUCUUUUUAGAUGUAAAGGAUCGAUCAAAUUCCUUCUUGUUAUGUUCUUGUUAUAUUGUGGAUUUUAACAACUGUACGCAGCAGAGCAAGAUGAAUGCGUUUCUCGUGCCAAGCUGUUUUACUUUCCAUAUACUUUGAUAAUUGAAAAAGUUGGACUAACAGUUAAGUGAUUACUGUACAAAAUUAUAUGCUUUCCGCUCUCCGUCAAUUCCUUUUUGGUUUUUCCUUAGACGUAAUGUAGUUAAAAUAAAACUAUGAUAGGAAUAAGAAUUAUUUAAUUGUAACUUGCAAUACUUUCCUUCCUUUCAUUUCCUUUCAAUUUAUUUUUCUUUUAGCUGGGCAGCCUAUAUUAGCAAUUGCUAUUUUGCACGCCAGUCUAUUGUAAUUAAUAUUUUUAUUAAAUAAAGUUGAAGUUUGAAGUUUUUGUUUUUACUAGGAUUUCUACCACAAAUGGAGCUUAAAAGUAGACUGCCGUCCACUUUGGUGAAUGAGCAACACCCAGAUGAGGUCAAUACAGAGUCUGAAAGCGAUGAUAUCAAGUGGGAGACAGAGAUUUCGUUUGAAGACGCUUACAAAGCCCUGGAAGAGAAAUUGUACGGUUUCAAGAAAGUACGCCCCGUUUUAUACCUAUUGUGGUGUUACAAAACAUAUCUAUUGCACUCUAAGAAAGUUCUUUUAAGUUCCUCCCUAUACACUCCAGUAAUCCCUGGCUGGCUUGUUUUACAACGGCUGCAAUCUUGCUGUCUUAUAGACCUUCAGAAAGCGGCUACCAUUUUGCAUCAAAGGAAAGUAUUUUGCACUUCUUGUAGCCUGCGCAACAAACGAAACUAAAUUCUGGUUAAGUCCGUUUGCGAGCCAGUGGUAAAGUCCUUGUUCUGUGCCCCCACCUGUGUACCAGGAUUUAAGUAUGCGCCAUGAUUGGUCUGUUAAAACUGCCAUUGUCGAUUUGCCAAUCAGGUUGAAAGAAAAUUCGGAAUGACUCCCGGUUAUUCAUAGCCUGUUGUGUACAGACGCCCCCUCCCCUCUCCCCAAAUUUUUCUUAGGGGAGCGGGGCGUCUGUACACAGGCUAGGUGAUUCAUUAAUUCCGUUGGGGGCCCAGAACAAGGAUCUAACCUGGGUUAAAUUACGUAUACAACGCAGGCAAAAUGUGAUGCCUAGCCGUUUCUCUCGCGCCAGAAAAACUCCCUUUCCCUUCCCUUUCAAACGCCUGCCACGCAGACUAUGACAUGCCUCCCAGUGAAAUACUUAAAACAAGUUAAGAAGUGGAAAACAAAGCUUUUAACGACACCUUUUGACGCCUACACAACGUCACAUGAAACAUCAUUCGCUUUGUUUCUAAACCUUAACCACCAAACUUCACUGCCAGCAUUGCCACAUUGUGUAGGCGUCAUAAGAUAUCCGACCUUUUUAGGCGUGCCAUCUAGCCGCGACCGGGGAUUUAACAUAGCCGACGGAGAAAAGGGUCGACGGUGACCAAAAAGUGGUGAGAGAUUUUCCAUAGGGUCAGGGAUGGGAGGUGAAGUGGUUGCCAUAUUACCCACGAGCAAUUUUUACCUUUGGGCAAUCGACCUCCACAAUCACACGGAAAAAUAGGGGACUUUGACAGCAUAGACUAAUACAGCUGUUUUCACUUCAAUUGUGCUCUGUGCAUAAGUACUUUUUAUAAACUUACUAUUCUUUCCAGGUACCCUAUCUGCAAUUUAGUGACGCUAUGAAUCAAGCUAAAGCGGAAAACAAACUUGUUCAUCACAUUCUGCUGUGGGGAGCUUUAGACGAUCAGUCCUGCUGAGGUAUAUUGACACUUUGCUGAAGAUUAUUGGACGAAUACGAGAAAGCGUAGGUAGUAGACUGUCGAAUGUUUCGUCUUAAAAAACGUGUAACAUCUUCCGCGAUUUUCUCCAGCCUUUCACUGCCGCACGUGUGACGUCUGUGCGUCCCUAAGUUUCAGCCUGAGGCUAUGUUCACGCUAUAUCCGGUGUAGUAUGAACACCUAUCCGAUAUGUCACUCUCCACUUUAGAGAUCGGCGCUUCGUAACUUCGCCCCGCUACAGAAAUCACCGUUCUUAUGUGUAAACACAAGCCCUAUCCGGUAUGGUCAGUUUUUUGCCAGCGCAAAAGCUACCCGGUAAAGUGUGAACAUAACCUGAUAUUUUGCUACUGACGGCAGUUGUAAAAUAAAAGCAAACAUCUUCCACGGUUGGCUACGAAAAAUUAGCGGUGGAAUUUAAGCCAAUCAGAAACAGAGAAAUAUUUUGAAUGAAUAAUAAUAUCAUUUAUAUCCUAAGCUACAGUCUUGCUCGUAUCAGCUUGUAUUCGUUGCAGUUUACAGCUGGAGUACUUGAAAGUGACGCCGAUUUUUUUGUCAAACAAAAAUAUGUACAAACUGCUGAAAAAGAAAUAAAUGGUUGUUAAUGAGGGUGACACAUAACAGCAUGAAAAACUCAUUAAAAAACCUUCGGUGCAAGGCCGAUGGUGGAAAAAUUUUCAAUGAGCUAAAACAUUUUCCAGCGGGGAGUAGUAGACAGUAGUACCGAUAUGACCCCGAAAGAACAUGGAUUUAGUUUCUCUUUUGCUUUGUACUUCAGGUUCAGGGCGGACUCUCCGAGAUGGACCCUUGGAGAGUUCGCCCAUUGUCCGUCUGUUGAGGGAGAAAUUCAUCAGCAGUUGGUCUCUUGUAGCAGAGCUUAAGGUAAAAUAGUUAGCAGUUUGUAACGGAAGUGUACGCAGCGCUAGUUUUUCGCGCCCUUUCCUUUUCGCGCCCUUUCCUUUUCGCCUGUCUCGCCCCUCAUACCCGCCUCGCUUUAUCCUUCGAUUUCCUGAAAAAGGCAAUAAUAUACAGCCCGUUCUGCAGGCCAGUGAUGUCCCACGAUCGGUGACACGCAGGGUGAAUUAACAAGUUAAACCCCGGCCCGAAUAACUCCCUUAUAUUAUCAUUGGAAACCGUCAAAAAUACCGCAUGUGAAAUAAUGAAUGUCACGAUGUGUUUGGCACCGUCCGUAGUUUGUGGGACUUCCUGUAGGUGGCUUUAAUGAUGAAGUAGGCGAGGUUUCUUCAACCUUUCUCUUUGCCGGCUGUUUCCUCUUCUUUACUGAGGAGCCAGGUUUUCCUUUCUGCAAGGCGGCUGUAACGAUGAUGGAUGGCUUCCUUCAGCUUGUUGCUUGUUGGCUGGCUGCGCAGACUGGUUUAUUUUUAUGUUGUUUCUGGGGGACGUUUGCCAUGUUUGCAUUGCUCUUGUUCUGCCACAUUUGCACCACGUUUGGACGUUUUCGCGUAGCUUUUUUAGCGUAUGUCAGUUCCUUAUCCGUCAUUUCAUUGGGCUGCGUGCUCAGAGACUUUUUAGCGUCGUCUAAUUCAAGUGUGGUAUCUGAAGCAAAAUUAAGUAUUAAUUAGUGCUUAUAGUGAUGUGCGUGACUUAAAUUGCCUUUUGAAACGGGAAACUAAACUGAAUAUAUCGCUUUAUUAACGCCCGGAUUCUUUCUGAGAAAGGGUGUUAUGUACCCAUCCAAAUCCGUUUUUGAGCCAGCAAAAUCGAUACGAAGAACUCUCUGCAAUAUAGCACGAGGGACUGAUCUCAGCUGAGAAAGACACCGGUUUUGGUAUACACACUCGAACAAUAUACUCCACCAAUUAAAAACUUCUCUUCUGAAAGACUGAAUAAAUGAAUGACUUACUUGAGCAGCAGUACGAGCAUCAGUCGAUCGCUUUCGUUUAGUCGCCUGAACAGCCGCUGUAGCAUCUUCUUGCAAAGUGGAUGACGCUUUCUGAAGUUCUUCAUUUUCUGGUGAGUUCACAUAGCCGCAUUGUUGCAAUGACUGUCUCGUUGUGGGGCUUUCGAUGAGAGAAGAGACGACAGCAAGUUUUUUCUUGGACUACACUCUUUUUUUUUUAUAAGAAUGUUGUUUUUCCGGCCCAGGCUGAAAAUUCUUAUUUUUCUGCCGAUUUUAGGCUGAAAAUAUUCUUGUAUUAUUCUUAAAUUAUAGCUUAUGACAUUUCCGUUUUAGAAUUUAUUGGGGUAUAUGUAUAUGUAUUACAUGUACCGUUCAUCGAACUGUCAUUAGCGUUGAACAUUUUGCCAUAGCUAGUGCAGGUUUUUUCGUUUUGUUGGCUAGUUUCGCCGUUCAGAGAAAGGAAUAAUUUUAUACGGUUAAGUUAAAAACAUAAAAUUGUCACGGUAUUGCAUUUACAGAUGUUUCCCACACAAAAUUAUAUCUAUCCUUUUCAAAAUCUCAGCCUCGGCUUUAUUCUUAAAAUAUUCUUAAAAUUUCGCAAAUUUCAGCCUCGAUAUUCUUAUAAAAUAUAUUCUUAUAAAAAAAAAAAGAGUGUACGUGGGGGGCUGGUUUUUGCGGUGUCAAUAGCUCGUUUUCGCGCUGUUCUAUUAGAAAAUGCUUCUCGUACUUCGUUGGGAGAAGGAACAGGAACACUCUAAUGAAUGCCAGUUAGAUUUAGUAAACAUUACAAUUAAACUAGCUAGUGAUGUAAUUUCAUGAAAAAUUGGUUGGAGCUUUAAUUCAUAAUUAAAUGCAAAAAGUAUCCUGAUUCAGUCAAAUUUUGGGGUGUAAGCGAACACCGUACACAUGGCAACUCAUAGCCAAUACCUGUGGCGAAUCCAGGCUUCCCUAACCUGAGAUCAGGCCCAAUUUGAGCGGUUCUCAUACAUUCUCUCUAACGGCUACCGCGAAAAUCUCUGUUCGUUUCGCCAUGCCCGCGGGAAUGUUAUUUACGAAGCGAAACGAAAAUGAAGCCUGAUCUCAGGUUAAGGCUUCCCUUUGAUGGAGGGGUAAGGUAACUCGGAUACAAAAUAUUAAUAAAAUUAUUCCUUUUUUGUGUUCUAGAAUAUAGCUGCUAACGCCACCGACGCGGAGAUUAAGACAGCAGCAAAGUCUCAUUUGGAUAGCUAUAGGUAGGUGUCCCAACAGCUUUCAUGUUUUGAUUCACAAUGUCACAUUCGUAAUUCUCAACCUCCAUUCAAACGGAUCAAGCGGUCCUACAUUAGCCGAAAAUGUCGAUGCAUGGUUAUGAUAAACAAAACAAAAUUAGGAGCCCAUAACCCAUGAGUUGUCCCACAUCAAUUUGCGCUAUCCAAGUGAGCGGAUAAAGGCUUGGAUCCAAAAACGAUAGCGCGAUGCCUGGCAAAAAAACAACAACAACAACAGCAACAGCAACAACGGUCCAAAAGUUCCAGAUCGGCUAGAAAAAAAUUCUCAUAAUUGCUCAACGAAAGUAGAUCUGGAACAUUUCAGGUUUAAAUAGAUCCCUUCCGAGCAUUUGUGGACUGUUUUACUGAUGGUAAGCAGCGAAAAGUGGUGGCCGUUGUCUUUGCUUGUAUUAUGGUAGGAAAAUCAGCGCCGUCAUUUUGGAUGUCCGUUUUUUGGCACGUGUUCUUGGCGAAUUCUUGCCGACAACCUUGACGGGUGCCGUCACAUCGAAGACCCGCCGGAGACGACCAGAAACUCGGCUGACGUAACACGUGGGACCAGAUUAUAAAUAUACAGAAAAUUCGAUAAUGUAAUGAAAAAUUCUCUGUAGAAUUCAAGGCAACCGGUUCACUUCAUGCUUUUUUGCAGGUUUCCGGUGGAGUCAUUGGUUUCCCUUCCGAAUGGGACUGUCUUGUCAAAACUAAAUGCGAAUGAUUUAAUGGAAAGCGAAUCAAGUGGAUUAAAGUAAGAUUUAGAGCUCGCCUCAAAAUACUAUACCAUGGUUAUAAGCAAGUUCAAAACGUUACUUUCACGUUUGUUAAUGCAUGCAUUGGCCCACUUCCGAGUUGUUCUUCGCCACUUUUUCAAAGCGAGGGCUGGGGCAAUAUACAAUUGCAAUAUACCAAUUACGUAAAAAUAUGUUUGAUUUGCACUUGAAUGAAAACUAGUCUUCAUUUGAAAAAAUGCUUUAGCUCCAGGACUCACUUUGAAAAAGAGGCUAAAGAGACAUUCGGAAAUGCCGACCUAUUUUUCUUUCGUCUACAAUUCAUCCUAUCCGCUGUGCUGUAGCGUUGGGAACUUCGUCUUGCUUUCAACUGAAGGUUUUUUGCCUAUAAAAAUGAAAGGUUUAUCACCGCAUACAGAAGUGAUGAUGAGGCGUUCGCAUUAGCGAUGUUGGCCUUCUGUGAGACAGGAAAAUCUGUUGGCUGGGGAAGAAACAAUUGUCCGUUGCCCGCAUAAACGGGUGUCCGUAUUAGACGGGUUGAAUUUAGAGAAAAUGUAAGGCUCUUUCAGAGAUAAAGAAAAUUUUCCGUAUGACGAGGUGUCCUCGACUGUAACGAUAUCUGCAUUCUUUACUGUCAGCAUUAUUUAUAACGCAAAGGCUAGUGAGGCCGAGAAAAUCACUGACGCAAAUAACUCCAGUAAAGUUGCACAGCAAUGUAAAGAAUUCCAACUGGCCGGAGGCAAACCUGUUGCUAAUUUAAAGCUGUAGUCGAGAAAUUUGAACUAAGAGAAACCUUGAACACUGAAAUCCAGCCAGCGCUACAAGAAGCAGCCAUUUGCUUCCUUUCCCAAACUUUCUCUUACAUGUAUACUGUUUUUUUUGUAUUAAGGCCGUUCUUGACUCAUAAUUUUAACUCCUAUUUUCACAGGUUUCCUCCAGAAUUUGACUUUUCGGAUGAUCUCAGUGUUGUGUAUUACAAAUUUCUGGAGGAUGGUUUAACCAACGCCAAGGUGCAUCAAUUAUAG
Messenger RNA from Porites lobata, 18976 nucleotides. Lineage: Eukaryota; Metazoa; Cnidaria; Anthozoa; Scleractinia; Poritidae. The record is from the annotation of a GenBank genome assembly.